AUGGCAGAGGAGAGCCUGCAGGGGGAUUCAGAGGUCCAGAAUCCGAAGAAUAGGCUGACACCUUCCAAUUCUUAUUUAGGUGCGAGGCAGGCAAAUUGGAAGAAAUAUAAUGGUGGCGGAGGCCAGCGGCGAGAGACUGGUGGUGGUACAUAUCAGGGUACCACAUUUUCCUUUGCUUGUCCUACUUGUGGCAAGCAGAAUGGAAGGAAGUGCAUGAUGGGUUCAAGCGUUUGCUACCGGUGUGGCAAACCAGGGCAUAUGGUGCGUGAGUGCGGCACGUCGGGGAGUAAUGCACCCCCAAAGCGGCCAUAUUGGGGAGGCGCUCAGCCACCACGUGGUGGAUAUCAAAGGGGUACUACCCAGGCGAGGGUGUAUUCCCUAACUCCUGGCGAUGCAGAGAACGCAAGAGAUGUGGUGAAAGGUAAUAUUCGUAUGCUUUCGAAUAUAGCUAUUGUACUAUUUGAUUCAAGAGCAACACAUUCCUUUAUUUCCCCGAGAUUCGUUAAAUUAUGUGGGCUAAAGGCACAGCUAUUGGAUGCAGAAUUAGCAAUGGCUACACCAUUAGGGUCAAUAGUCACUGACCAAUGCUCAUGUAGCAUUUAUGGACUUGAUGAACAGGGUGUUCCAUAA
Messenger RNA from Malania oleifera, 630 nucleotides. Its product is annotated as cold shock domain-containing protein 4-like. The transcript is spliced from 2 exons. The coding region runs from base 1 to 630 and encodes 209 amino acids. NCBI's taxonomy places the organism in Eukaryota, Viridiplantae, Streptophyta, Magnoliopsida, Santalales, Ximeniaceae. The record is from RefSeq and is a predicted model, not a curated record. Gene Ontology annotation, molecular function: zinc ion binding; nucleic acid binding.